UUUCAAUGGUUAGAUGGUUUGAUUUUCACUGAAAUUAUGAGUAAGAUUGAUUUUUGACUGGGCAUAAACCUCUGCAAAAUUAACUGGAACAAAAGCUGAAAAAUAAACAUGAAACCGAUCAUUCAUCCACAUGUUUCACUCAUCGCCCCAUGUGACGUCAACCAUAGAAAAAGAAUUUCCACAAAACCUAAGAUCAUUAAAAGUUGUCGCUGAUAUAUUCAUUUAAAAAGUUGUCGCUGAUAUAUUCAUUUACAAAACAAAAAAUUAACUCACACUUUGUCUUUCAAUGGAGAAUGAAUGUUUUCAAUUCCUUUGAUUUCAGUUUCUCUGUCUUCCUGUUUCUAGACUCACGUUUUGCUUUACAAUUGAUGAAAUGGUUCUUUAGUGGGUAUUUCUCGAAUAUUCUGAAGAUAUAUGAUUAUAAGUACAAAGAAAAUAAUACAUAGCGGGAACAAGAUACAUAAAUAUACACGUUUUAGUAAAAUAUAAAUAUGAAGUGGUUCUUUAGUGGGUAUUUCUCGUAUGUUCUUGUUUUAUUUUAACAUGUGUAUAUAUAUAGAGAUAACGGGAACAAAAGCCAUAUCACUUUCUUUCUUCUUUUCCCCUUAUCUAUAUAACUUGAAACCCAAAAAGCUGAUCAGAAAGUUCAAGAAUUUUGAGAAGUGAAAGUAAUGGCAAUAAAAGAUAGAUCACUGGAAGAGACACCAACAUGGGCUCUUGCUGCUGUUUGCUUCGUUAUUCUUUUCAUCUCUAUCAUGAUCGAAUAUUUCUUGCACUUUAUUGGUCACUGGUUUAAAAGGAAGAACAAGAAGGCUUUAUAUGAAGCUCUUGAAAAGGUUAAAGCAGAAUUGAUGCUACUGGGAUUCAUAUCGCUUCUACUUGUUGUACUGCAAUCACCAGUCUCCCAAAUUUGCAUUCCAGAAAGAAUUGCUGCGACUUGGCAUCCUUGUAGUAGCCAACAAGAGCUCGCUAAAUAUAGUAAAGAUUAUAUCGACGAUGGUCGCAAAAUUCUAGAAGACUACGACUCCAACGACUUUAAUAGUCCUCGUCGAAGUUUAGCCACAAAGGGUUAUGACAAAUGCGCAGAAAAUGGGAAAGUAGCAUUGGUGUCUGCAUAUGGUAUCCACCAAUUGCAUAUAUUCAUCUUCGUGCUCGCUGUAUUUCAUAUUCUCUAUUGCAUUAUAACCUAUGCUUUGGGGAAAACCAAGAUGAAGAAAUGGAAAUCAUGGGAGAAAGAGACCAAAACACUUGAGUACCAAUAUGCCAAUGAUCCAGAAAGGUUCAGAUUUGCAAGAGAUACAUCGUUUGGACGUAGACAUUUGAAUAUAUGGAGCAAGUCUUCCUUUACCCUCUGGAUUACAUGUUUCUUCAGACAGUUCUUUGGAUCAGUGACAAAAGUGGACUAUCUUACAUUAAGACAUGGCUUUAUAAUGGCUCAUUUGCCUGCAGGAAGUGAAGCUCGUUUCGAUUUUCAAAAAUACAUUCAAAGAUCUUUGGAAGAAGAUUUCAAGGCUGUUGUGGGUAUAAGCCCAGUGAUAUGGUGCAUUGCUGUCUUAUUCAUAUUGACUAAUACACAUGGAUGGGAUUCCUAUUUUUGGCUGCCUUUCCUCCCUUUGCUUGUGAUAUUAAUAGUAGGAGCAAAACUUCAAGUGAUAAUAUCGAAAUUAGGAUUGAGGAUUCAAGAUAAAGGAGAUGUAGUUAAAGGAGCUCCUGUGGUUGAACCGGGUGAUGAUCUCUUUUGGUUUGGUCGUCCUCGUUUCAUUCUCUUCCUCAUUCACUUGGUUCUUUUCACGAAUGCAUUUCAACUAGCUUUCUUCGUUUGGAGCACCUACGAGUUCACACUCAAGAACUGCUUCCACCACAAAACCGAAGAUAUUGCAAUCAGGAUCACCAUGGGGGUAUUGAUACAAGUUGUAUGCAGCUACAUCACUCUACCUCUCUAUGCUCUUGUGACUCAGAUGGGAAGUUCAAUGAGGCCGACCAUAUUCAACGACAGAGUAGCCAAUGCAUUAAAAAAAUGGCACAAUACGGCCAAGAAACAGGCCAAACAUGGAAACUCAGGGUCCAACACACCCCGGUCGAGCCGCCCCACCACGCCAAAACAUAACCGCAGCCUUGAUCACCUCCUCCACAAUCGUAACCGCAGCCUUGAUCAUCAAACCAGCUUCACUGCAUCUCCUUCUCCUCCUAGGUUAUCUGAUUCUGGCAGACACGGCCAUGGUCCUCAGCAUUUCUUUGAUCCUGAAUCUCAAAAUGUCUCUCCCUACAGUGACAUCACAGAUUUUGAUAACGGCAAUAUUCAGCAACCUCAUGCUGACGUAGCUAGUCCUGUUACAGAAGAGAAAGAGAUUACUGAGCAUGUCAAGAUUGAUUUACCAGAGUUUACUUUUAAGAAGUGAUAUGAGUUCUAUACUGGACUUCUUGUUCAUUCUUUGUAAAUCAUAUAAACUUUGAAAUAAACAGUUCUCGUUCUUUUCUUCUUA
This is a messenger RNA of Brassica napus (rape), 2483 nucleotides long. Its product is annotated as MLO-like protein 12. Gene Ontology annotation, cellular component: membrane. Gene Ontology annotation, biological process: defense response. Bases 672 to 2399 code for a protein of 575 amino acids. The record is from RefSeq and is a predicted model, not a curated record. The transcript has 15 exons. Lineage: Eukaryota; Viridiplantae; Streptophyta; Magnoliopsida; Brassicales; Brassicaceae.